Leucoraja erinaceus (little skate) is the source of this 7619-nucleotide messenger RNA. It is a transcript of the gene cyb561, whose product is annotated as transmembrane ascorbate-dependent reductase CYB561. Gene Ontology annotation, molecular function: oxidoreductase activity. The record is from RefSeq and is a predicted model, not a curated record. The transcript has 7 exons. Lineage: Eukaryota; Metazoa; Chordata; Chondrichthyes; Rajiformes; Rajidae. The coding region runs from base 3290 to 4060 and encodes 256 amino acids. Gene Ontology annotation, cellular component: lysosomal membrane.
UUUGGAAAGUUAAACCAGGAUAAGAUUUACAGAAAAUGGUAGGGUGCUGAGAGUAUGACCCACAGAUUCCACAGAGAGCCCCAGGGAUUCAUGUAAACAGUUCUGUUCAAUGGACAACACGGGGAGACAGUGGUGAAUAAGGUGUUUGGCAAGCUUGCCUUAUCGGUCGGGUCAUUGAGUACAGGAAUUGGGGCAUCCCAUUACAACUGUACAUCAUCGGCGGUCACUCGAAACAAGUAUGACUGUCCUCUCCUUUCCAUAGUGUCGUCUACUUGUGGGUCUGCAGAUGUCUAGAGGCUGAUCCGCGGUCCACACACCUUGGUGCAACGUGGGCAGUGGAGACUGGUGGUGAUUGGUAGUCGUCGAGCCCCCCUUCUCUCUCUCCUUAUGGUGCUGUGGCUUUGUCUCUGCGACACGGCGUAGUUCCAUUUUGUGACGUGCAGCUCCUUCCUGCACGGAUUUUCUCCAGGGGCGCCUGCCCAAUGCAAUUUGCACCCAGUUGCUCGAUGUGAUGUGGAAUUUCUUCAGACUGUUCUUGAUGUUAUCCUUGAAGUGUUUUUUUUGGCCCACCGACCUUCCUUUAAUUGAGAGUACAGGAUUUGUUUAGGGAGAAGUGUGUUGGAUAUGUCGAUGACAUGGCCCGUCCAUCGAAGUUGGUGCUGCAUUAUUGUGGUGGUGAUGCUGGUCAUGUUGGCUUCCUCCAAAACCCUGAUGUUGGUGCGCUUGUCCUCCCAGCUGAUCCUUAGAAUCUUUCGUAAGGAUCUUUGAUGGUAUUGUUUCAGGGCUCUCAGGGGCCUGCUGUAGGUGGUCCAUGACUCGGCUCCAUACAACAGGGUGGAGAGGACAACGGCUCUGUGGACCAGCAGUUUUGUUUGAGCCUUUAGGUCUCGGUCUUCAAAGACUCUUUUCCUGAGUCUGGCUUAGGCUCACAAAUCAUUGCAACUAUAAACACUUGGAAUAUUGUGAAAUUCUAGUCAGUCAGCUAUAGGAAGGAUGUCACAAAGUUGGAAAGGCGAUGGAGAAGAUUUACAAGAAUAUUAUUGGCAAUGGAAGGCUUAAGAUAAAGAAACAGGAAGCAAAGAGUAGGAGUAAACGGGUCCUUUUCACAAUGGCAGGCAGUGACUAGUGGGGUACCGCAAGGCUCAGUGCUGGGACCCCAGCUAUUUACAAUAUAUAUUAAUGAUCUGGAUGAGGGAAUUGAAGGCAAUAUCUCCAAAUUUGCGGAUGACACUAAGCUGGGGGGCAGUGUUAGCUGUGAGGAGGAUGCUAGGAGACUGCAAGGUGACUUGGAUAGGUUGGGUGAGUGGGCAAAUGUUUGGCAGAUGCAGUAUAAUAUGGAUAAAUGUGAGGUUAUCCAUUUUGGUGGCAAAAACGGGAAAGCAGACUAUUAUCUAAAUGGUGGCCGAUUGGGAAAGGGGGAGAUGCAGCGAGACCUGGGUGUCAUGGUACACCAGUCAUUGAAGGUAGGCAUGCAGGUGCAGCAGGCAGUAAAGAAAGCGAAUGGUAUGUUAGCUUUCAUUGCAAAAGGAUUUGAGUAUAGGAGCAGGGAGGUUCUACUGCAGUUGUACAGGGUCUUGGUGAGACCACACCUGGAGUAUUGCGUACAGUUUUGGUCUCCAAAUCUGAGGAAGGACAUUAUUGCCAUAGAGGGAGUGCAGAGACGGUUCACCAGACUGAUUCCUGGGAUGUCAGGACUGUCUUAUGAAGAAAGACUGGAUAGACUUGGUUUAUACUCUCUAGAAUUUAGGAGAUUGAGAGGGGAUCUUAUAGAAACUUACAAAAUUCUUAAGGGGUUGGACAGGCUAGAUGCAGGAAGAUUGUUCCCGAUGUUAGGGAAAUCCAGGACAAGGGGUCACAGCUUAAGGAUAAGGGGGAAAUCCUUUAAAACCGAGAUGAGAAAAACUUUUUUCACACAGAGAGUGGUGAAUCUCUGGAACUCUGCCACAGAGGGUAGUUGAGGCCAGUUCAUUGGCUAUAUUUAAGAGGGAGUUAGAUGUGGCCCUUGUGGCUAAGGGGAUCAGGGGGUAUUGAGAGAAGGCAGGUACGGGAUACUGAGUUGGAUGAUCAGCCAUGAUCAUAUUGAAUGGCGGUGCAGGCUCGAAGGGCCGAAUGGCCUACUCCUGCACCUAAUUUCUAUGUUUCUAUUGGCAAUGGAAGGCUUAAGAUAAAGAAACACUGGAUAGGCAGGAGAUUGAGGGUUGGUCUAUUGAGAUAUAAAGUAGGUGGAUUGUCAGUCUUUUUCCCUAAGGUAGGGGAUUCUGAAACUAGACGACAUAGAUUUAAGUUGAGAAGGGAAAGUUUUAUACAAGGCCAUGAAGGGUAACUUCUUCACACAGGUGAUGGUGAGUAUGUAGCUCGAGCUGCCGAAUAAGCUGUGUACAGGGGUGCAGUUAUAAUGUUUCAAACAUUUAAAAGAGAGGUACAUGGAAUGGAAAGGUUGGAGGCAUGAGCCAACCACAGGCAUCUGCAAAUUGGGCAGAAGGGCCUAUUUCCACACUGGACAUCUCUGGAUCUAGGUACAGGCGACCCCCGCGUUACGGAAAAUUGCCUUUACAGAAUUCACAAAUGGAAUAAAAAUUAGGCCAGGAAAAAAAAAUAACAACUCUGCGUUUCUCGAAGCAUGCACCGGUGACUCGGCCUCGCAUUAGGAGACAUUUGUGAUACGUCCCGUGUUUCAGGUGGGGGUGGUGGUCCACACCGUGCCCCCCGCCCCACCGGGACAGGCAUCUCGGCUCCCAUUAGAAAAGGCAUGAGUCAGGGCUCCGCGGUGCUGAGAGCACUAACAACAUCUACCUUCCUGCAAUCGCCAGGGCAACCGCGGGCCCAGAGGUUGCGAAGGGAGGGAGGGAUUUACGUGGAGACGCUCGGCAACUCCCCGCCUAGCUCUGUCUUUGCUCAUCACACAGCCGGAGCUGCUCAGGACACCUCACCGGAGCUGCCGCCCUGAGGCUCCAUUAGUAUCUCUUCCUCGCACCAGCAAGGCUGAUAUUCUCCCUCCCCAUCUCUUUCCUCUCUCCCUCCCCAUCUCUUUCCUCUCUCCCUCCCCAUCUCUUUCCUCUCUCCCUCCCCAUCUCUUUCCUCUCUCCCUCCCCCUGCCUCCGGUGUGUCACCCACUGACGGCAGGAGCAAAGAUACCACAGGCUCCUCUAGUAUCUCUGGGCAGGAGGGAGACGUCCAGUGAGCUGGUGUCUGAAGCACGGGGUUUGAACAGACCCGUGUGUUCCGAUCAGUCUCCAGAUCAAAAAGUACAAAGUCAAGGCCUUUGGAUGCGAGAAGCCUGUAUCCUGCAAUGGAAGCCAACCCACUGGAAGGAUGCCAUAUUGGCCUACUGCGCUGGUUUGUGGCUGCAACACAGAUUCUUGGGUUGUCUGCAGUAAUCAUAACUGGUGUGUGGCUGGGUCACUAUCAAGGAGGCUUUGCAUGGGAUGGAAGUGCGCAACAGUUCAAUGUUCACCCACUGUGCAUGGUGCUUGGAAUGGUCUUCCUCUAUGGAGAUGCAAUUCUGGUCUUCAGAACGCUCAGAAACGAGAGUAAAACCACCGCCAAGAUCCUGCAUGCAUCCAUCCAACUGCUGGCACUGGUGGCUGUCAUUGUAGGUACGAUUGCUGUGUUUGAUUUUCACACCGCGCAGAAAAUCCCCCAGAUGUACAGCCUUCACAGCUGGUGUGGCCUCAUAACCAUUAUUCUCUUCUGUUUACAGUGGGUUAUGGGACUGACAUUCUUCCUGCUACCUACGUUGUCCUAUUCAUUACGAGCCAUCUACCACCCCUAUCAUGUGUACUUUGGAAUGGGGCUAUUUAUUCUGGCCAUUGGGACCUGUCUGGCUGGGAUCACAGAGAAGCUGUUGUUUUCCAUCAGUACCACGUACUCCAAGUACGACCCCCAGGGGAUCCUGGCUAAUGUCCUCGGGCUGUUGCUGGUUUCCUUUGGAUUUGUGGUGGGCUACAUCUUGAGCCGGGACGAGUGGAAGCGGGAGGCGAGCCCCGAGGAGGAGGCCCUGUCCAUGCACUUCAAGACCCUGACUGAAGGAGGGAGUCCUGACUCACAGCGGGAUCAGUGAAGGUCAACGUUCAGAUCCAAAGCACCAAGUAAAAUUGUGGCAGUGUGGUGUUUGCUGUGUGAGUGUGUGAGCGCAACUGGAAAAGGCAGCAGGUCGGUUCAUGUCUGUUGUCUGGUGGUUCACAAUGUCAAAUUUCUUACCAAAUGCCAAGUUGUCCAGGACACCCCCAGUAGAUUGCCACUAGGGUCAAUGGAUGGGGCAGAAAUCCUUUGGGUCUGAGUCCUGACCAUAUCCAGAUCUCUCCCUGCUUGGCCAGCCAUCCACUUUGCUCCCUAUCUUCAUCCAGCUCCCAGCAGGCAUGGACCAUGCCGCCAUCAAUGCCUCAUACCCCAAGCAGGCCUGGGUUAGGGCAACACUGCAACAUCAGUGUUGUGAAGGAGAGGGUCAGGGUGUGUUCUAGACGCCAGUCUUGGGGCAGGAUAUUAAGCUGGUUGAGGAGCUUUUCUCCCUUCCGAUCUUACUCCGAGACCUUCAACACUUUGUGCUGUUUUGUGUUUUUCCAGCAUUUCCCUGUUUCUACACUCACUUGGGCAUGGAGUAACCUAGCAGGUCAGGCAGCAUUUCUGGAGAACAUGGAUAGGGUAGGAAUGUUAAAAAAUGGUGAGAUUUAAAAAAAUCAAGCCUGUAAUUGAUCCCAUCAGAUAAAGCAUAAAAAUAACAUUAAUUUGAUACCUAAUUCACUCUCAUAUCUUCAGUAUUAAAAAGGUUAUGGUCAUUUUCAUACUCAGAAAUGAGCAUCUUGUUCCCUAUUGCUUUUCCAAUUACUUAACACAAAAGCUGUGAUUGAGGACAGUCAAAAGCCCAUAACUUUCUUAAAAAUUAAGAGAACUGAAUGAGAUUUUCAGUUAUUAUAGAUUGAAGUAUUCUGAAACAAAUAUGAAACUUAUCUUACUUGGAUGACCUGAAAUUAAAGCAUAUAAUUAGUUAGUUACCUAAUCGUAGCUAAUUACAAAAUUGACUGUUGUGACAGAAAUUGUAAUAAACACCGAGAUUACCUUGAAAAUUCAAAAAUGUGAUAUUCUCAAGAUCAGAACUUUAAUAUUAUUGUAUUAUAUGCUGUAAGUCCAUAACAGACAGGUAAAGAAAUUAGAAUUUCUAGCAAAAGACCAAGUCUUUAUGGAGAAGACCAGUUGCUAGCUGGCACAUUGGCAUAUCAUAAUGAGUAGCAUCAUCAUACUCCUCAGAUUGUAACUCUUGUAACAGAUAUACAACCUUGUUUUUCCUCAACUUUUCAAUUUUGGCAUUGUAAAAUGCAGAUUUUUGCUCAUCAAACCACGCAUGACAUGCCUUUCUGCCCACUAUUCUCACAUUAAGAAUGUCCUGUAGAUCAUCACAUUUGGAGUAGUUCAAAUUUGGAUAAUCUCUGCGAAUGCUGUCUAAAUCAGUCUCUUUUGCUGGGCAUUUGUCUAGACAAUUUAGUAUUUCUUCUUCGGAGACAUCUGUUUCAAAUGUAAAGAAAAAAACCCACUGAACAGCAUUAAUAGAAACAAGUUAUUAUUUGCAGUUUUCGAAAAAAAGUAGAUAUUAUAAAGUUAAACGCUAAAACAAAUAGUAAAUAUCCCCCAAAAAAUUCAUAUUCAUCAGUUUCAUCAAAUCAUUUAAAUUCAUCUAAUAAAUUACUAGAUCAUUCUAAACAUCUAUAUAUUUCUUAAGAAAAGGCUAAAAUUUUUAAAUGGCCUGUCCAAAUAACAAGCAACAAUUCACACAAGAAUUCACAAUAUAACAUGAUUUUAUAUGUCAAAUGGAAGGAAUUUAAUGUUUAAUUCCCAUAAAUUAAUCCAGAAACAUCCACUCUCAAGAUAAUCAAAAUCAUUAAUGUUUCCACAAUACAUCUGACUAAAACUGUACUGUGGAUAUUUAGUAUGAAAAUAUUGAUCAUGGAUAGACAAUAACACAACAUAUAGAUGAUUUAGAUGUUCUUAUGACAUGAUUGUGCAAAAAAUUUGAUUAUCUUGAGAAUGGAUGUUUCUGGAAUGUGAUCAAUUGGAAUGUGGCCGAUGCCAUAUAUUUUAAGUCCAUAUCGGCAGGCAAGACAUGGCCGAUUCGUAUGGGGCCCUAAAUAACAUUUUUCGCAACAUAAGAUUAAUGUGAUUAAAAGCCACACCAAAAGCAAGAUAAUAUGUUAAAUAAACGACAUACCUUUUGUUUUGUCCUCAUAUUGCGAUCCGUGAUGUUGCAGGCAUUCGAAGUCGCAUUUAACUUCAAUCCAGCGAUGCAAUUAAAAAAAAAAAAAAAAAAACGGGAACGGAAGCACGAACGAUUUUUCUUCAUCAGCUAGCAGCCCGAGAAAAUCCUUCUCCAACAACCAAUACAAACCUGCAAUUUAAUCCCGCAAACCCCCCCAAGACUCUUAACAAUGCUAGAUAGGAGUCUUAGGAAGGGACUCAACCUACAACGUCGCCUAUCCAUGUUCUCCAGAGAUGCUGCAUGACCUGCUGAGUUACUCCAGCACUUUGUUUCCUCUUUUUCCCAAGAGAGGCUUGACUUUGAAAAUGUUCCCACAGAUUAACCAAUUACAAGAUCCAAGGCAAUUUGGGCUCCCCUGAGGUGGUGAAAUGCACCAUAUUGAUCUAAGACUAAUGCAAGUGACACUCUCUGCAAGAGGCUCAUCUCUGGGACGAAUGUCUCAUCAGACUGCCUGGGCACCCUCCUGUGGGAGCCAGGGCUGGUUUCCCCAUCACUGAGCCCAAUGGCAUGUCACGACCUGGCAUCCAGCCCUGUUCCCAAGCACAGUCCUGAUCAGUGUGAAGGGCGAGGACACAUGGCCUGCUCCUGGUCCACAGCCCCUGGUCCAAUCAACCACUGAGUGAAUGAAACAGCUUGCCCAGACACCAUUGACAACUGGAUCAGCUCAGCUGGCUCCCUGCUCACCAACGUCCUGCUGAGAGAGAGGGAUGACACACCUCCAACUCAACGUCUCCUCGGAGACCCUGCUGAACCCUCCGGCAUUUUCCCUGCCUCGAAGGUCUAUGAACACUGGAGAGGUCACUGAGCAGUUCUCAUGUUGAUGACACCAGCCUAAAGUGAUAGCUCCCCAGUAAAUCAGCUCUUUAAUUUUGUGGACACCACUUGAGAUCUUAUUUCCUUUUCACUCUCUUUAAAUAGUCAAAACUUUAAAAUAACUUCGCUCUAGUUAAACCUUGCAGUCAUCGCUGAAAGAAGGAUUUAUAGCUGAGGGUUCCAACGCCACCAACUUUGACCAGAUGAAGUGAAUGGACACAAAAUGCUGGAGUUAUUCGGCAGGUCAGGCAGCAUCUCUGGAGGAAAGGAAUAGGCGAUCUUUUGGGUCAAGACCCUUCUUCAGACUGAGAAGCGAGUGGAUUUCCCACUUAGUUACCAAUCUAGUAACCAGUUGCCUGGCAACAUACUCCCAUGGAGGCUUUGUCAUACAGCAUGGAAUAGGCCAUUCAGCCCUCUGAGUCUGUGCUGGCAAUCAACCACCCCUUCAUAUCCAGCCAUUAAACUCUCUCCACAUUCCUAUCCAAUCCUCUCAGAUUCUCCCACAAGGGGUAAAUUGCAAUAACUAAUCCACCUACUAAACGUCUCAAAUCAGAGGGGG